AUGGCUCAUGUUAACCAAUUGACUGAAAAGGGAGCCAUGAACCCAGUGACUAAUGAUUCAGCUGCUGCUGCCAACAGGAUUCAUCCAAUGAGUCAUGAUCAUAUGGUGCCAAGUACUGGCCAUCACAUCAACCCUCUGAAUGCUCAGAUCAAUCCUGUGAUGAAUCAUCCUGUGGUCAAACCAGUGAGUCAUGACAUGGUACCCGCUGUCGCUCAUAAUACUCAUAUCAAUCCACGGACUCCAAAUCGAAUUCACCCGAGAAGGGGUGAUCAUCAUCUUUUCUUAACAUCUGAUGAUAACGCAAUGAUGAAGCACAUUGAGGAUACUCAUUCCCCAGAUGGCCGUGACUUUGACGUCAAACCUCUUCUCCAUACCAUUGAGGAUAUUGUGCAUCGUGCUCCUGCUAUUCCUGGCCAUCUUCAUGGAGGUCAAGCUCAAGCACAUCUGGAAGCAUUGGAAGAGAAGGUUCCCCACAGUGGACUUUCUGAAAUACUCAACUAUUUGGCAUAUCCUAUACAUAGAAUUUCUAUGGAGUUGAUAUGCAAAUGUGCUAACAAAGAAGACCCGCACUCAACAACAAUGGCGUUGCUUCACUCGCUCACAACCUACGCUUGGGAUACAAAAGUAGCAAUAACAUUUGCAGCCUUCGCUCAGCAAUAUGGUGAAUUUUGGCUACUUGUUCAUCAAUAUCCAACAAAUCCACUGGCCAAAUCAGUUGCAAUCAUUAAGGAACUUCCAGAAAUCAUGGAGCGCACCGAUGUUCUUAAGCCAAAAUUUGAUGCAAUCUCUGAUCUGAUCAACAAAAUGUUGGAUGUCACAAAGUGCAUUAUCGAGUUUAGAGACAUUCGAACAUCUCAUCAUCAGUAUGCUAUCACCCAAGAAUUGGAAAUGCUGAUCAAUACUGCCCAUAUUUCCACUGCUGCCUACUGGACUAUAAGGGCCGCUGUCAUGUGUACAGCCAUCAUUUUGAAUCUCAUUGCCACCGGCCACGAGUAUAUGUCCACAACAUCCGAGACUUGGGAGAUAUCUAGUUUGGCUCACAAGCUUGCCAACAUAUUGGAUCUCCUGAGAAAGGUUCUAAACCAAUGUUACCAAAAGAUUGAGGAGAAGAGGCAACAUGAUGCAUUUGAAGCACUUUUGCGACUUCUGAGGACACCCCACAUUGAUAACAUGAAGAUACUGUCAAUCUUGAUUUAUUCCAAGGAUGACCAGCUCCCACUUUUUGAUGGAACUCAUAAGAGAAGGGUAAGUCUUGAUGUGCUUAGGAGGAAGCAUGUUUUACUUUUGCUGUCAGAUCUCGACAUUGCACCAGAAGAGCUCUUUAUUCUCCAUCAUAUGUACGCGGAAUCAAAGGCACAACCAAGUAGGCCUGAGAGUAACUAUGAGGUUGUUUGGAUUCCUGUAGUUGACAAAAGACUAACACCAUGGACUGAAGCAAAGCAAAUGAAAUUUGAACAAGUCCAAGCUUCUAUGCCCUGGUACUCAGUAGCUCAUCCUUCUAUGAUUGAUCCUGCAGUCAUCAGAUAUAUCAAAGAGAUCUGGGGAUUCAAUAAAAAGCCUCAGCUUGUUGUUCUUGAUCCUCAAGGUAAAGAAACAAACAACAAUGCAUACCAUAUGUUGUGGAUUUGGGGAAGUUUGGCAUUUCCCUUUACUAAAGCUAGGGAAGAAGCUCUAUGGAGAGAACAAACUUGGAAUAUUGAACUAUUAGCUGACUCCAUUGAUCAAAACAUAUUUACCUGGAUUGGGGAAGGCAAAUGCAUAUGCUUGUAUGGAGGAGAAGACAUUGAAUGGAUCAGAGAUUUCACAACUGUGACAAGAGCUGUUGCAAAUGCAGCCCGUAUCCCUCUAGAGAUGCUCUACGUGGGUAAAAGAAAUCCAAAGGAAAGAGUUCGCAAGAACAGCGCAAUAAUCCAAGUUGAAAACCUAAGCCAUGUGGUGCAAGACCAAACUCUCAUUUGGUUCUUUUGGGAAAGGCUAGAAAGCAUGUGGCACUCAAGGACUCAACAAGACAUCCCUGGAGAAACAGACCCAAUUCUUCAAGAAAUCGUCACCAUUUUAAGCUAUGAUGGAAGUGACCAAGGAUGGGCUGUUUUUAGCCGGGGAUUGGCUGAAAUGACUCGAGGUAAAGGUGACCUGAUGGUGCAAGUUAUGAGAGGAUUUGAACGUUGGAAACAUGAAGUCACAGAUAUCACUGAAUUUGUUCCUUCAGUGGACCGUCAACUUCGUGCUCUUCAUACUCCUCACCAUUGUACACGUCUCAUAUUGCCUGGAACCACCGGUCAUAUUCCUGAGAGAGUGGUUUGUGCUGAAUGCAGCCGUCCGAUGGAGAAGUUUAUCAUGUACAGCUGCUGCAUUGAUUGACCAUCUUUAAUUUAUUAAUUAUUGCUCCUAGAGGACCAUAUGUUUGAAUAAAAUUACUACCACUUCUAGUCCUCUUUUAAUUAUUGCUCGCUCUUAAUUAACAGUAUGCUUAGAAUAAAAUGCCAUGUACUGGCUUUUUGAUGUACUUCUUUUGAGAUUUGAGUGUGUGAUCCAUGUAAUUCUAUAGCGUUAUGCAUGAGUUAAAAUAAAUCUGGUGACAACGUGUGUUUCUUAA
This is a messenger RNA of Nicotiana tabacum (common tobacco), 2596 nucleotides long. The record is from RefSeq and is a predicted model, not a curated record. Lineage: Eukaryota; Viridiplantae; Streptophyta; Magnoliopsida; Solanales; Solanaceae.